Molecule: messenger RNA, 1620 nt
Organism: Hyla sarda
Lineage: Eukaryota; Metazoa; Chordata; Amphibia; Anura; Hylidae
Product: phospholipid scramblase 1-like
Exons: 7
Coding region: 516-1229 (237 amino acids)
Biological process (GO): plasma membrane phospholipid scrambling
Cellular component (GO): plasma membrane
Molecular function (GO): phospholipid scramblase activity
Source: RefSeq, a predicted model, not a curated record
UUCCUGACCCCUGGAACUCUGGGUAUAACACAUGAUCCAAAGGUCCUUAAACCAUAGCACAACAUAAAUCAAAGGCACGUGACCUCUAAGGUCCUAUACAGAGGUAUCCUAGAGUAAUUACAUAUAUAAAUAUAUACAUUAAAUAUUACCAUAUUAAGAGGCAUUAGCAUAGAGCCCAUUAGCAUGGAGGGACUCUGGCUGAGGGGACUGCAGACAAAGGGACAGGACCAAGUCCUGUACCGGGACACCACAUACCUUACACCUCCGUAUAUCGCACUUUGACCUGUUACCUCAGUCUGGUCACAUGACAGGUGAUAACCGCUCCUUUAUUAGACCUAUAAGUCGCCCUUUACCAUCUGUACAUCCGUUUGGAUCAGACAAGGAACAAUUGAGGAAUAACAUUUUAUAUAACCCCAAUAUCUGAAGACCCCCGGACAACAAGGACCUCGGAGGACCCCCGGACAACAAGGACCUCGGAGGACCGUCUAUUCCAUCCUGAUACGUGUGAUUCUCAGAUGAACAAUACAGCUCCCCCGACUAUAGCUCCUCAGGAUGAGCCCCCGAGUUACAACCUUAUUGCACCAUAUGCACCUCCGGUUACAUGCCCACCAUCUGCUCCACUAGACCACGCUAUAGUCAAAGGCCUUCCGCCUGGCAUGGAGCUCCUCCUCCAGGUUAACCAGUUAAUAGUGAAGGAGAAAUUCUCGGUGUCUCAGGGUUUGGGUUCCUCCUAUGAUGUGUUGAAUCACCUUGGUCAGCGACUAUUACAGACAGACCAAAAUAUUGGGUGCUGCUGCCCUGUCUAUGAUGUCAGUUUUCGGGACAACAGCGGCAAUGACGUCCUGAAGCUUCUGGAGGCCCGAUCUUGCACCUGUACUCCGCAGAUAUCGGUGACCUGUCUUUCGGGGGCUCCGGUUGGAUUUGUGAAGUUGCAUGUGAACCAUCUGGUCACCCACCUGUCAGUGAUGGAUUCCUCCAAUAAAGUCAUCCUCCUCAUCCUAGGACCCAGCUUAAGGGACAGUAUUUUUGGCAACAGCACCUUUGAGGUGAAGUCUCGGGAUGAGCAGCAUGUUGUUGGUAUAAUCAAGAUGGAGACCGACCAUGUUCUGGUUUCCUUCCCGUUGGACAUGGAGGUGGCGGUGAAGGCCUUGUUGUUGGGCUCCUCCCUUUUUCUGAGUCAUCUCAUUAAGUUGGCGAGGAGGAAUCUACGGACUCGAAGCAACUCCUAAAUGUCACAUGACUAUUCCUGCUGCUAACCUCGCACAUGUAUACCGCCACAUGUAUCUGGUGAUGUGUAACGUAUUCUGGUGAUAUGGUCAUUUCUUCUUUAACCCUUUCACUAACAGGGUUUUUGGACAUUUUGAACUUCUAUUAUCCGGAACAAUUUUCAAUCUUUUGACAUGAACAAAUAAAACUUAAAUUACAAAAUUACACCCCCCCCCCUUAUAUAUUCUACAAAAUCUGAUUGAUAGUAUGCCCUGCUGCACUUUAUACUCACAGGCGUCUUGAUACAAUUUUGUGUAAUUUUUAAUUUGAAAUGUUUCAUAUUUUCAUCUAAUAAAAUUCAAUUCAUGGGUAAACGUGUGAUCGAAGCAGAGAGUUAUUGGUGCCGAACCUCCU